ACUGAUAACAAACUAUAAUUUACCCAUUUUAGAACUUUUCAUAAUAUCAAAGCCUCAAAGGUAGUUAUAAACAUAUAAUUACUUUGAUUAAGUUGUAACUUGUAACACGGUAUUUUAUAUUGUGCAUUGUGACUGUUGUUAUAGAAUUCUUAUUAUUAAGCAUCUUUUUUAAGAUGGAUUCAGAUUUGAAAGAUUUAGAUCUUUAUGGAAUACUUGAGAUUCAACAGUCCGCUACUGAAAAAGAGAUUAAAACAGCAUAUCGGAAAAAAGCUCUACAAUGCCAUCCAGAUAAAAAUCCCGAUAAUCCUAAAGCAGCUCAAUUGUUCUUGCAGUUAUCUAAAAUAUUAACUAUUCUUACAGACACUGCAGCACGAUUAGCUUAUGACAAAUUAGUAAAUGCUAAAAUUGCUGCAAAAUUGCGCGAAAAAGAAUAUGAUUCAAAAAGAAAAAAGCUUAUAGAUGAUCUUGUUAAAAGAGAAAAUGCGGCAUUAGGAAAACAAAAAGAUACAGUGGAACGUAAUUUUGAGAAAGAACUGGAGCGUUUAAGAAAAGAAAGUUCAUCUCUACUUGCAAAAGAAAGAGCUCGAGUUAAUGAGCUCCUUAAGCAACAAGAAUCUGAAAAAGAAAAGAUUGGUUCGUUCAAGCUGAAAGUAAAAUGGAAGGAAAAUGGAGUAUAUAACAAAGACAAUUUAACAUCAUUGUUUUCUAAGCAUGGCGAUGUAAUAACUGUUGUGGUUCUAGAAAACAAAAAAUGUGUUGCUCUUGUUGAGUACAAAUCUAAGACUUCUGCUAUAAAUGCCAAAAAUUUGGAAGUUGGUUAUCCAAAUUGUCCACUAAUUGUGAGUUUUCUCGGAGAUUAUGGACAAGAGAAUAAAAAGAGCUCUACUCAUACUUCUGCCCAAAAUCCUAGUAAUAUCUUUUCAGCUCAUCAAAAUCAAAAUGUCAAUCAUACUGAAAAUACUUCAAAAACUACAUCAUCUGCACAAGCAUUUUUGGAUUAUGAAGCAAUGAUACUUGAGAGAUUUCGACAAGCUGGUAAACCUCAACAAGAAAAUAGUAAUUCAAACAAAAUAAAUACAGAAGAACCAAGGGUAUUAUGAAAAAUCUAACAUUUAAUGUACAUAAUUAUUAAUAAUCUAAUAUUUAUAGUUAUUAUGUCCAUAUGUAAAUAUGUAUAAAUAUUUAUUUUUUAUUUUUAUCUUGAUUGAUUAAAUGUUAAAAAUUACAAAGUGA
This is a messenger RNA of Rhopalosiphum padi (bird cherry-oat aphid), 1233 nucleotides long. Its product is annotated as dnaJ homolog subfamily C member 17. Gene Ontology annotation, cellular component: spliceosomal complex. Gene Ontology annotation, biological process: spliceosomal complex disassembly. The coding region runs from base 174 to 1100 and encodes 308 amino acids. The record is from RefSeq and is a predicted model, not a curated record. Gene Ontology annotation, molecular function: RNA binding. Lineage: Eukaryota; Metazoa; Arthropoda; Insecta; Hemiptera; Aphididae. The transcript has 7 exons.